Molecule: messenger RNA, 1854 nt
Organism: Carassius gibelio (silver crucian carp)
Lineage: Eukaryota; Metazoa; Chordata; Actinopteri; Cypriniformes; Cyprinidae
Product: coronin-1B-like
Exons: 9
Coding region: 424-1536 (370 amino acids)
Biological process (GO): cell migration; actin filament organization
Molecular function (GO): actin filament binding
Source: RefSeq, a predicted model, not a curated record
ACACAUUGCUGCUUUUAAUUCUAGGCACAUUCGCGGAGGAAUUUACCAUCCAUCAUCUUUCCUUCUUCAGCGGCGUCGACGCUCUUCCCGAUUUAUUUUAACUUCACUAGCUGUACGGUUUUGUACAAAAUCUAUUCUGUCUUUUGAAAAUAUACAAUUGCGCUGAAAUUUGUUUUCCCUGAUGAUAUGGAUUAAUUUGUUGAUGCCUACAGAAAUUGCCUGGACACAAUUGUUCCACCUGACCAUGCAGAAAACCCCGGGGAUAACAACACACUGCAAGGAUUAGUGUAGUUCAUAAAGAUCGCUGCUUUUUGUAUACACAUCAUAUUUUUUUAUACCGGAAUCGCUUUAUUAAAUUAUAGCCGGUUUUUCUAAGAAAAGGAACAAGGAAGAAAGGAAAGAAGGAAACCCUCAAGCAGAGUCAUGUCCUUCAGGAGGGGUGUUGUCAGGCAGAGUAAGUUCAGGCAUGUGUUUGCCCAGGCUUGGAAGGCUGAGCACUGCCUCGAUGAUGUCAGAGUAUCACGCGUGACAUGGGACGGUCCACUGUGCGCCACCAAUCCCAAGUUCAUUGCUGUUGUCAUUGAGGCCGGAGGAGGCGGAGCCUUUCUUGUGUUACCACUCGCCAAGAGCGGUCGAGUGGACCAGAACACCCCGACCGUGUGCGGUCACGCGGCUCCGGUGCUGGAUGUGCAGUGGUGCCCACAUGAUGACAAUGUUAUUGCCAGUGCCUCAGAGGACUGCACUGUCAAGAUUUGGCAGAUUCCUGACGGAGGUCUGACAUCUCCCAUGUCUGAAGCAGUUGUGACUCUCGAGGGCCACAGUAAAAGAGUGGGCAUCCUGGCCUGGCACCCUUCUGCUCUCAAUAUCCUGUUGACUGCAGGAUGUGAUAAUGUCCUGUGUGUGUGGGAUGUGGGCACCGGGGAGCUGGUGUACCAGCUGAGUGACGCCCAUCCAGACCUGAUAUACAGCGUGAGCUGGAACCGCGAGGGCAGCGUCCUGUGCACCACCUGUAAAGACAAAGCCUUACGAGUCAUUGAUCCCCGGCGUGGAACAGUCAUUAAGGUGCGGGAGAAGGCUCAUGAGGGCACCAGGCCGAUGAGGGCCGUGUUUCUGGCUGAUGGGAAAAUCCUGACAACCGGCUUCAGUCGCAUGAGCGAGAGACAGCUCGCCCUCUGGGACACGAGGGAUCUUUCUGAGCCAAUGGUUUCUCAGGAAAUAGACACCAGUAACGGAGUUCUGCUUCCAUUCUAUGAUCCAGACACCAACAUGGUUUACUUGUGCGGCAAGGGAGAUUGUACUAUUCGUUACUUUGAGGUGACAGAUGAGUCCCCGUAUGUUCAUUUCCUGAGUCUGUACAGCAGUAAGGAGCCGCAGAGAGGUGCUGGUUUCCUAAGCAAACGAGGAGUAGAUGUCAACAAGUGUGAAAUAGCAAGGUUCUACAAACUGCAUGAGCGGAAGGUCGAGCCCAUAUCUAUGACUGUGCCGCGCAAGGUACGUUCAGUCUGCAUGUCAGAGCGACCACUCGUACAAUUCUGAAUUUUGUGUGUUAAGCGAGUAUGAAAGGAAAGUUACUAAGUAAGACCUUUAGAACAGUUGAAUUUCUGUCUGAAAUACUGAGACAGGAAGUUCACUGAAAAUUACCAUGUUCUAAAAUACUCUCUUAAACUACUUUGGUGUCCCCAUUUUGUAAGGCAGCUAUCAGCCAUAUUGACUCCAAAAAAUAUGUUCAAAUGGUGAGGAUAUGCUCAUUUUUACUCAAGUUGUCAUAUUGAGGAAUGACAUCAUCGGUUUCAAAACAAAACAAUGAACAGACAGAACCAAAUAUGCUGGCUGAUUUUUGAAAAAUCUCCAAGU